Molecule: messenger RNA, 1962 nt
Organism: Sclerotinia sclerotiorum 1980 UF-70
Lineage: Eukaryota; Fungi; Ascomycota; Leotiomycetes; Helotiales; Sclerotiniaceae
Exons: 3
Coding region: 1-1962 (653 amino acids)
Biological process (GO): peptidyl-serine phosphorylation; intracellular signal transduction
Molecular function (GO): protein serine/threonine kinase activity; ATP binding
Source: RefSeq, a predicted model, not a curated record
AUGCCACCAGGUAACGGCCCCGUGCCACCAAGGAGAGGUUCGAGGGGAGUGGGUGGAGGCUACGAUAAUCCGGCACAUCCCAAGUCUGCUGCUGGCACCCAUUACGACACCGAAGGAAACGUGGUCACCGCUGAAGAGUGGAAAGUAAGAGGGGCCGCAGUAGGCGUUCGUGAGGAGAUUGAUGCGGACGGGAAGGUGCACCUGAAGCAGGUGAGGAAGGGGGUGCAAGAUUUUAUUUUUGGGCGUACAUUAGGAGAGGGCUCAUACAGCACCGUAUUAUUUGCAACGGACCGCCAGACACUAAUAGAUCAUGCCGUCAAGAUCCUGGACAAGAAGCAUAUAAUCAAGGAGAAAAAAAUUAAAUAUGUAAAUAUAGAGAAAGAUACUCUAAACCGAUUAUCGGAUCAUCCAGGUAUCAUUCGAUUAUUCUUUACGUUCCAGGAUAGCGCGUGUUUAUAUUACGUCCUCGAGUAUGCCAGCGGCGGAGAACUGUUAGGAGUAUUGAAAAAGACCGGGUCGUUUGAUGUGGAGUGCACGAGGUUCUACGGCGCUCAACUUCUCGAGGCAAUCGAUGCUAUGCACCAGAAGGGAGUGAUACACCGAGAUCUGAAGCCGGAAAAUGUCUUAUUGGAUGAUAAAAUGCACAUCAAGAUCACAGAUUUUGGAACUGCUAAACUACUCCCGGCUCCUGGAUUGACUCCUAAACCAUACGACAUAACUAGCAAUGGAGAAGAAGAAUCGACAAGAGCGAGUUCGUUUGUUGGGACGGCCGAGUACGUCAGCCCGGAGUUAUUGACGGACAAAAACGCUUGCAAAGCAAGUGAUUUAUGGGCUUACGGGUGUAUCAUUUACCAACUCUUGGCUGGACGACCUCCUUUCAAAGCCGCUAAUGAAUACCUAACCUUUCAGAAGAUCGUCAGUUUGGAGUACGAGUUUCCCCCAGGAUUUCCCCCUGCCGCCAGAGACCUCGUCGAAAGGCUCCUCGUUCUUGACCCACAAAGGAGAUUAUCGAUCGAGCACAUCAAAAAUCACGAAUUCUUCGACGGAAUGAGAUUUAGUCGGGAUUUGUGGAAGGUGAAAGCUCCCAGGUUAAAGCCUUAUGUUCCACCUGCACAAGAACCUCAUUUGAUCAUGCUCAAUAAUCUUUCAACCACACCUCCAACAUCACGCGCAACGGCACAACUAACUCCGUCCAAUGGUAACUCGAGGCCACAGCCUAGGAUAAUCACCGAACUUCCUCCACCAACUCAGCUCGACAUUGAAUGGUCGCCCGUGUUGACACGAAAUAACGAGCGUAUUUUGAAAUUGGGGAAUUUAAUGGUCUUAUCCUCGCCAUUGCCCCAUAGUCCUAGCUCGAAGAAUGGCGAAGAUGUCCCUGAAAAGAAGGGAGGAUUUGCAAGAUUCUUUGGAGGUUCGACAACCAAGAAAAGAGCAAGGCUUGUGAUGGUCACGUCUAGCGCAAGAAUCAUUCUAGCUGCUGCUGGUGGCGAUGAAAAGAAGACAAAAAUGGAGAUAUCCUUGUUAGCCUCCGAUUGCUCAUGGCGGACGCAAUCAGAUUCCAAGGGGCAAUCUGUGUGGUGUGUGGACACACGUGGAACACAUUAUACCUUCGAAGACACCAAAACUUCGGUAACCUCCAAUGAUCCUGCGAAAACAUCGGCACAAGAAUGGAUCGAAGCUAUUGAAAAAGCCAAAGAUAUGGCUCUAUCGCAAAAUAUGGUUGGCUCUUACAACAGCGAUACUGGUUUCGAUAUGUCAUCCGCCGCCACAAGUCCUACCAGUACUAUCCAUGGAACAAGCAUCUAUCAAGACAACUUUGGCCCCAGUGACCGAUCAGGUCGGCAUCAUCUAACCAAGAGUCAGGCCAGUUUAGGAGGGGAAGACGCUUUUGGAGACUCUAGAAAGAAGUCCCACCGCUUCAGUAAAAGACAGUCAAAGAACGGACUUUCAACGCCCUUUUAA